Naegleria gruberi is the source of this 915-nucleotide messenger RNA. RefSeq lists its product as uncharacterized. The record is from RefSeq and is a predicted model, not a curated record. The transcript has a single exon. Lineage: Eukaryota; Heterolobosea; Eutetramitea; Acrasida; Naegleriidae. Bases 1 to 915 code for a protein of 304 amino acids. Gene Ontology annotation, biological process: signal transduction. Gene Ontology annotation, cellular component: membrane.
AUGGCAGAUGGGUUUAUUAUUUAUGGAAGAUAUUUGGAAAGGGAUGUUUUGAAUGAAAUUGCAUUGAGAACUGGUCAUUGCUUUACUGUUUAUAAUAUGGAUGAUUUGACAGAUGUGUCACAACUCAAAAUUGAUAUGGAUUUACAAAAUGUGAAUGGAUUGAAUGAUUCCCAAGUAGUAUUUGAGUAUUUAGAGAAUGCCAAUUAUCAUAAUUUUGAAUCUACUUUGAAUGAAUAUUCAUCUUUUUUUGAUAGACACGAAAUAGAAAGUUCAAGUUUUCUUACCAAAGUUUCACAAGUUUAUUCAUAUGAAGAUAGAACAUGUCCUUCAUACUUUGGAGUUUCAAAUCCAUCUACAUCAUCUGUUGGAACAAGAUUAGUUAACUUUCUCUUAUUCAGAGAUUUUAAAAACAAGGCAGUAAUGGUUGUGAGAAUUGAUGAUGAGCGAAGGAAUGAAUCGAUAAUUAUUGGAGGAUCCGCUUCAAUCUAUGUCUUCUUUGCACUUCUUUCCACAAUCUUGAGUUUAGCAUUGCAGGGAUUUUUUGAAAUUGGUAUUAUUCUAAGGGUUUCAUCCAUCCAAAAAAUAAUUAAGAAAGUCACACAAGACAAUGACCCAACACUAAGAAUACCCCCUCCAAAACACCAACUCCACGAAAAAGAUGAAAUUGGACAAUUAGAAAUCAACCUAAACGAAAUGCUUCGAGCAUUAGAAUUGGUGCAACACAAACUCUCAAAAGAUAACGAAAUGAUGAAAACAAUUUUGGAGAGAAUUACUGUAGAGGGAGAGAAAUGUAAGGCAGUGAUGAAUAGUAUUCAGGAUUUUAUAUUUAUUGUGGAGUGUGAGAGUGGAAAGUUGAUUAGUUCGAAUGAAACAUUUGAAAGAAAGGUUUCCAAUGGUUCAAAAAAUGUUUUGUGA